Molecule: messenger RNA, 4842 nt
Organism: Sebastes umbrosus (honeycomb rockfish)
Lineage: Eukaryota; Metazoa; Chordata; Actinopteri; Perciformes; Sebastidae
Product: caspase recruitment domain-containing protein 10
Exons: 24
Coding region: 125-3226 (1033 amino acids)
Biological process (GO): regulation of apoptotic process
Molecular function (GO): protein binding
Source: RefSeq, a predicted model, not a curated record
AAAAGGAAGACCUCCACAGUCAGGACGUCACUGCUCGGUUUCACUCCUGACUCGUCUCUUGGUCUGAAGGUGGAUGUAGAGGACUCGAUCACACUGCGCUUUAUCUUCAAAACACAUUCAAGACAUGAGUGGUGUCACAGUUUGGGCAGAGGAGGGGGACAUAGCUCAGGAGGAGGUGCGAUCUUCUCCGUCCUGGUCAGAGGAGCGGUGCGAGGAGCUCUGGGAUCGCGUGGAGGGCGUGCGGCACAAGCUCACGCGCAUCCUCAACCCGGCCAAACUCACCCCGUAUCUGCGCCAGUGCAAGGUCAUUGAUGAGCAGGAUGAAGACGAGGUGCUCAACUCCACACAGUACCCACUGCGCAUCAGCAAGGCCGGUCGUCUGCUGGACAUUCUGCGUGGUCAGGGCCAGCGAGGUCUUCAAGCCUUCAUGGAAUCACUGGAGUUUUACCACCCAGAGCAGUACACACAGCUGACCGGAGAACAGCCCACACAGCGAUGCUCCCUCAUACUGGAUGAGGAAGGUCCGGAGGGUCUGACCCAGUUUCUGCUCCUGGAGGUGCGUAAACUAAGGGAGCAGCUUCGAAACACCCGCAUGUGCGAGCGACGCCUGUCUCAGCGCUGCCGGGUAGCAGAGGAGGAGCGCAGCCGCGCCGAACGCAAAGCUCAGGAGUUACGUCAGGACAGACUGCAGCUAGAGAGGUUGCGUCAGGACGGGGAGUCGGCCAGUCGAGAGCUGGGCAAGCUGAAGGACCGGCACCUGGAGCAGGCGGUGAAGUACUCCAGGGCCCUGGAGGAGCAAGGCAAGGCCUCCGCCAAUGAGAGAGAACUACUGAGGCAGGUGGAGGAGCUGAAGUCCAGGUUGACAGAGGCAGACAAACAAACCAUGGAUACUCUAGGGAAUACCACACCAGCAAAAAGAAACAAUCUGCUCUCAAUUGGAGUAAAUGGUUCUCCGCCUGCUUUGACUGAAAAACCACUGCACCGUACUGAAGUUCAGAGAACUGAGAACACAGGAACUCAGAUGAGGGACACGGUUCCUGCUACUGGAGCCAUAGCUCUGAUGGACAUCCUGCAGCAGGACCGCAGAGAGGCUGCAGAGCAGAGGCAGGAGCACUGUGAUAUCAUCAGCAGACUACAGGGGGAGCUACAGAGCACUGAGGAGCACAGGGACAAGCUGGAGUCGCAGUGCGAGCAGCUGCAGCUGAAGGUGAGGACUCUCCAGCUGGACUGGGAGACUGAACAGAAGAGGAGCGUGUCUUAUUUCAACCAGAACAUGGAGCUGGAAAAGGAGAGAGACCAGGCUCUGCGCAGUCGAGACAGCCUGCAGUUGGAGUACACCGACUGCCUGCUGGAUAAGAACCGUCUGCGUAAACGCAUUGCGGAGCUGCAGGCCAACCUGGAGCAGCAGCAGAGGGAGCUGGAGAGAGAGAGGGAGAGGGACCGGGAGGAGAUGGAGCAGAGCAGCCCCUGUCUGCACUGUUCCCACCUGUCCCUGUGCAGUGAGGACCAGUGCUACGGACCCUGCUGUUCCCUCGGUCUGGACCUGAGACCGUGGGAUAAUAGCUCCCGCCCGCUGCUACGAAAGACGCCCUCGAGUGGCCAAGCCAAUGAAAACUCGGAGGAUUCUCGCUCCAACUCAGAGGAGAAUCUCCUCUCGCCAACAGAAGAAAACGAAAAAGAGAUAAAUCGGCUCUCCACGUUCCCCUUUCCUCCAUGUAUGAACUCCAUCAACAGAAGAUUCAACACAGAGUUUGACUUGGAGUCGUGGGGCAGUGAUGAGAAUGACAACAUUACAGGUGAGCACAGUGAACCUUCAUUGUGUGAUUCCUGGAACUCCCUUCACUCUUACCUUUUCCCCCCUGACCUGGUCAACCUGCCUGCAGUCUCUUCCCACCAGCCCAGUCCCAGUGUUCCCAGGAUACCCUCCCGCUCCCCGUCCUCAAGCCCCCCCGUCUCACCAAAGCGCGGCAGAGCCAGUCUAGCCGACGAUCUCACGAUAGUCGGUGGAAACCAAACAGGGAUCUUCGUCAGCCAUGUGAUGGCCGGUUCCCCGGCUGAACUAUGUGGACUGAAGGAGGGCAGUGAGCUGCUGGAGCUGGAGCGGGUUCUGUUUGGUGGGGGCAGUGUGCUGUUGGGCCAGUGCACUGCUGAGGUAGCCCACUUUUCUCUGCAGUGGUGGGCCGAGCCUUCAACACUCAAACACCAGAGCAACCCAGAGGCGUACUCCAAGCUGUGCUCCCAGCUCUCGUUGCCCACUUUUACGGGUGCUGACUCCUUCUAUGUGCGUGUCAAUCUCAACAUGGAGCCUCGUGGUGACCCGCCGUCUCUGGGUGUGUCCUGUGAUGACAUUAUACAUGUCACAGACACAAGAUACAAUGGAAAAUACCAUUGGCACUGUUCCCUGGUGGACCCACACACAGCCAAGUCCCUGCAGGCAGGAACCAUGCCCAACUACAACAGGGCACAACAGUUGUUACUUGUAAGGCUACGAAAAAUGGCCCUGGAGCAAAAGGACUUCAAGAGGAAGUUCUUGAAGAAAGCAUCUGGACGUGUACGAUUGGUCAAGGCGGUGGACCCCAGUUGCCGUGGGACUGGCUCCAUCCAGCCGGUCCUUUACACACUCAGCAAACGUCACGAGGAGCAUUUGAUCCCGUACAGUUUAGUGCAGCCGGUGCAGGUUCAGACUAAGCGGCCGGUCAUCUUCUCUCCCUCUCUCCUCUCCCGUCGUCUCAUAGAGAGGCUGCUGCAACCAGCGGAGUCUGGUUUGAAGUUCAACACCUGCCCACCAGAGCCUAUUCAGGCUUCAGAGAGACGAGACAAAAGGGUGUUCCUGUUGGAUUCCUGCAGUCCGGAGCAGGUUCUGGGAAUACGGCUGCAGUCUAUACAGGAUGUCAUCAGCCAGGAUAAGCACUGUCUGCUGGAGCUGGGGCUGCCCAGUGUUGAGGGCUUACUGAGACAGGGGAUUUACCCCAUCGUCAUCCAUAUCCGCCCUAAGAGCAAAAAGCACAAGAAGCUAAGGAAGUUCUUUCCACGGUGCGGAGAGGACAGCGUCAUGGAGGAGGUGUGCCAGGCCGAGGAGCUGCAGCUGGAGACGCUGCCCUUGCUCUACUACACCCUGGAGCCCAGCACCUGGAGCUGCACCGAUGAGCUGCUGGCAGCCAUACGCAACACCAUCCACAGCCAGCAGAGGGCGGUAGCAUGGAUCGAACUGGACAGGCUGCAGUAGAAGAGCGAUAUUCACAAUGCAAACUACUUACUAGAUUCUCUUGUGUUUGAAUAAAGAAUCUGGCAGCUGCCAGCAGGAACCAAACCACAACCAGGUUUCCAUAGAGGAUUAAAAAAUAGUGUUAGAUCAUCGUACUAUUCUAAGUGAAUGGGCCAAGAUCAAUUUUGGAUUUAUUUGUAAUCUAAAUUAUUCUAAAUAAUUCUCAUUUACAGUACAUAGCCAAGCUGGACUGGCUAUAAUGGGACUAUAUGGAAAACAUUUUAAAACUAAAACAGAUUUGACCCACACAAGGAAGGCCUUUUCCAUUCAGACAGCUUACUACACUUAAAGUUUUAUUACAUAACUGUACUUUCAAAGUAACGCUCAGGGGAUCACACAAGAUGCCCAUUUUAAAGGCAUUUGGGUCACUGGUCAUUCAGUUAUGUUGUGAGUGGAUAUGUAAGCUGUGAGGACACAAAGAUGAAUGAAAGGUAUGGGUGAAGGGGAUCGUAGUAUGUUGUAAGCAGGGAUGUAGUGAAGGGUGCAAAUCUGCUUAUCCACAUUUUGUAUUUGUCUUUUUGGUGCUGACAUAAUCUUUAAGAUGUAAAGCAAUUAUACAGAUCUUACUUAAAGGUAUCAAACUGAUAUAACUGUAGUUAUAUGAACACAUUUCUAGAUAUAUUUUUAAGUGGGCUGUGUAUGACUGAAAGGUGGCAAGUGUUGCAUUUGUAUUACACUACACUGUACAACAGAAGCUGUAGUUCACUAUGACAAAUGGUCUUGUUUUGUACUGCCAUAUCUUUUUUUUCUUUUGUAACCAGUUUAAAAAAAUAAAUUUAUACAAAAAGAAUAGUUUUUUACUUCACUUGUGUGCUCGAAUAUACAGUACAAUAGACUUGAUCUAAUUGUUGAUGUUUUUUUAUUGAAAUAUUACAACAGUGUGGCAGCUAGGAAACUAUAUUAGUAAUCUGAAAAGCAAAUAUAAUGUAGACAUUGUAAUGGAAAACAAAAAGAAAUCCACUUAACUAGACUAGACUAUAUUUUUUUAUUAAUUCCCAUUAUAUGUUCUCAUUAAAAGUGACAAAAAUGAUCUGCUUCUCUGGGGCAAAUUCCCCAAAAUACCUGCAAGUGUUAUCAUUAUUCCUGUUCACAGAGGAAGAAGAUUCUGAUCAAUCCAAUCAAAUCAAUGGAAUAAAUCAAUAAAUUGAGUCUAGUAAACUCUUAAAAAUCUGUUUUGAACAAUCAGGCUGACUUGUUUUAACUGUUUGUGACAAAAAAAAUAAAAACGUUUCAAGAUUUUUGUUACAAAAACUCAUGGUAAUAUACUGGGAGCUGUGUGGCUCAAUAUACAGUACAUAGUAUUUUGCUAGAUCUGUUUUUUUUUCCUUCUCUUCCUCCUUCUCUGUACAAUAGAUAGAAUACAGGAAAAAAAAAAAAAACUCCCUCAAAAAGCAUGAAAUUGUUUCUUCACUGCUUAAAAAAACUAGUUUGGGUUCUUGUGAAUUUCUUGUGAAACAACAAAAGACUUCACAAGAACCCAAACUAGAUUUUUUUGGCAGUGAAGAAACAAGUUCAUGCUUUUUGAGUUUUUUUUCCCCCCUGUAUUCUAUCUAUUGUACAGAGAAGGAGGAAGAUAA